AUGGCGGAGCUGCACAACUGGGACUUCACAAACCUGGACGCUGUCGGAGCGAGUAGGAAUGUCGUAGAUGACCCGAUCGGCUUCCGGAUGAACAUGGACGACAAUGCCGCUAAGAGCAAGAGCAAGACCACGAACACAGAGUUGCUUGAGAAAAAGGCCUGGGAGCUGGCCAUCGCCCCGAUACAGUCCGUGGGCAUGAACCUGUUCAUGUUGUGGAUGAGCGGAUCCUCCCCGGGCAUCUUCACCAUCAUGAUUUUGGGCUACUGCGUGCAGAAUAUAGUCGGGCAGUUCACCAAGAUGAACACCGUGUUCUUGCCUUACAAGUCGAUCAACACCACCCUGCAGAAGAUGGCAUACCUGGGCCUCUGCUUGGUCUCCCUCGCAUAUCUGCUGUACCAUGCGUCCGGCAUGGGCGUGCUCCCGACCUCCACAGGCGACUGGAUCGCUUACAUCCCCAACGACGAGAUCGUCGAGAGGGCAACUGGAGUCAUGAAGUGA
Prorocentrum cordatum is the source of this 498-nucleotide messenger RNA. Lineage: Eukaryota; Dinophyceae; Prorocentrales; Prorocentraceae. The record is from the annotation of a GenBank genome assembly.